UUCAUCUUAAUUAUAGUAAUUAUUUUGUGAUGGGCAGUGGCCUAUUACUAGUAUUACUUUUGCAUGCCGUUGUCGAGUGUUUCUCCAUUUAUUCUUCUCAUGGCUAACUUUUGCUGUUCCAUUGAGAUGGAGCCUAAGACAUUAAGCCAAGGUCGACUCAACCUUGCUCGAGAAGUUGCUGUUGACAUAAUACAAAAUACACAAUCGGACGAAGCAUCAAAUCUAUUUCUAGAGGGAGGAAAGGCAGUUGUUCAAAUAAAGGAAGCCCUAGUGCUAAUUGAGGAAGCAGAAGCAGUAGAACAAGAAAGUUGCAUUGGGGAAGUAGUGAAAACAAACGUGGCGAUCGAGGCAUCCUGUCAAUGCGCCUGUCCAUCGGCGGUAAUUGACGACUCGCCUGAUCAAUCUAAGCUCAAGGAACCACUUUCAGCUCCCUUUUGAUUUGUAACUUCAUCCAUCAUCUCCAAAUAAACAGAUGCAAUAUUUUAAUUUUACUGCAUCAUCUUCUUCUUGUUUAUUUUAUUUUAUCUUUUUGUUUUUCCUUUUCGUUUUGAGCCUGACUAAUUCAGAUUCACAUCAUGUAACAAUGUAAGUUUCAUAGAAAUGAAAGUGUUUUCUAUCA
Messenger RNA from Solanum dulcamara, 619 nucleotides. RefSeq lists its product as uncharacterized. The record is from RefSeq and is a predicted model, not a curated record. The transcript has 3 exons. Bases 64 to 438 code for a protein of 124 amino acids. Lineage: Eukaryota; Viridiplantae; Streptophyta; Magnoliopsida; Solanales; Solanaceae.